Striga asiatica is the source of this 612-nucleotide messenger RNA. The record is from the annotation of a GenBank genome assembly. NCBI's taxonomy places the organism in Eukaryota, Viridiplantae, Streptophyta, Magnoliopsida, Lamiales, Orobanchaceae.
AUGGAAAACACGAACAACAACGGCUUACGCCUCGAAUUAGUGGUUGUCAUGCAUCGGGAGUGCCUGCACAACCACGGGGCUCCCCUCAGACGAUACAUUCUCGACGGAUGUCUCCUGUUUGAGCCCAAGGGCCCAAAUGGGAGCCCGGAUUUCCUGCAGUGUGCUGCCUGUGGCUGCCACCGCAACUUUCACCGGAGGGUGGAGGUCACCCUCCCCCGGUUUGACCGGGCCCCGCCAGCCGAGAUCACAGACCUGCAACCCCGGGCCCAGGCCCAUCAGCAAAACCCACCCCAGCAGGCUCCAGGGCCCGAAAUCGCCAAUCUUCCCCCUAAUGGGCCUCAGAUCCACAGAAUGGUGAACCAGCAGGUGGAGGAGGAGGAGGAGGAGGAGGAGGAGCCUGUAGUUCAGAGGAGAAGGAUGACAGUUGAGCAGAAGGAGAUGCUGAGGGACAUCGUUGAAAGCAAAAAUUUUAAAAUGUUCAGGGAUUACUCUCCGGAGGAAGUGGCGCAGGUGUGCGCGGAUGUCGGGAUCCCGAGGCUGUGCCUCAAGAAUUGGAUCUCGAUCCUCAGGCGUGAACGAGAGGUUUGGAUGGCGAAUGCCGAUCAGGACUAG